Messenger RNA from Lactuca sativa (garden lettuce), 1590 nucleotides. The record is from RefSeq and is a predicted model, not a curated record. NCBI's taxonomy places the organism in Eukaryota, Viridiplantae, Streptophyta, Magnoliopsida, Asterales, Asteraceae.
AUGGAUCCUAAUUGUGUCCCAAUUAUGGCGGACUCCUUGCUUUCUUCCAUCGCCACUUUUCAUACGACGAAGAUCAUCGUCACUGAUCCAACAAAGUUUUCGUACAUUGGAUCUAUUCCUAAAGCCAUGCUCGGUUGUAUCUCAGCAUCGAGUAAUCUUCUUCAACAGUACAGGAAACGACCAUCUGUUGGUCCACAUGAUCUUACACCCACAAUGCUUUGCUCCAUUGAAGAGGCUGACAAGCCAGCCAAGAGGGGCAAGAAGCCUGAAUCGCAGAAGGAGGGACCAGUCACAAAACCAACCAAGGGGCAAACCCCCAAGAAGAGAAAAACUGAUAAGGCUGCUCCUUCUCAACCUCAACCUAAAAAGCAGAAGAAGCCUGCUAGGAGACUUAUUCUUCAAUCAUCCAGCGAUUCGGAUUCAGAAUAUGUUCCUCCUAAGCAGAAGACCGCUCUACCCUCAGAUUCUGAGAAUGAAAGUUCUGAUAAAGAGGCUUCGGACCGAGGGGACACUCCGCCUCGCUCCCCUACUCUAGGAAUUUCGGUUCGUUCUUUGCCUCCUUCACCUCCACCUGUUACAAUUCCAGUUUCAAUCCCUCAUUUCUCUCCAAUAAAUACCUCUCAACCAUUCACUACUAUUCCUAUACCCACUCCCAUCUUCACAGAUACAACCUCUACCACUACUACUAAACCUACCUUUACCGCUCCCAAUCCACCUAGUGAGGAUGAUGAUGACGAGCCCAUUACCAAACGUCAUCUCAAAGUAGUAAAUGACAAGCUUGAUCAACUGCUUUCCUCUUCCUCCUCAGCUGCCCCCUUAGAAGCUGCUUUAAAAGCAUUGUUCUCCUCGGUUGUUGCCGAACACAGUGCUACCCUAUCUGCUGCAGCCAAGGCUAUUGAAGCCUCAUCUUCCCAAUGUCAACAGGCCUCUAUCGCUGCUGCUGCUGCCAAGAAUGCUGCAACUGUCAACACCUCAGAAGAGACUCUUCAAAAGACUCUUCAAUCUGAGUAUUCGAACCUGGAAGCGGCACGCCAUGCCAUUGAAGAAGCAAAUGCAUCGCUCCAUGCUAAAGUCAACGAAUGCUUAACUCAACUGGAAGCGGACUUAGCUAUGGAAAAUCGAAUUAUGGACGAGCUUGACAGACAGAUUAAUGACCUCAAGUCAGAAAGAGAGGUUAUUCAGAGUUCUACUGCCGAUGUUCACUCCAUCCUCCUUCACCUUACUGAGGCGAGUGAUCCACUUAUCACUAUCACUGUCAGAAGGCAUUUGGCAGCCAAACUCAGACCAACACUGGACGUUCUCAGCCAUACCGAGGGUGUUUCGGUGACUGGGGUCCAACCGAAACAAGGGGGAGAGAAAGAGUCGAAGCAGCAACCUCCUCCUUCCAGCUCAAAACCAGCUGCUGAACCACAAGUUAAUAAAGCUUCGGUCAGUAACAAAGAUAAGAAGAAGAAGAAGAUUGGUGAAGACGACACAGACAACGAAGAUGAUGUGUAUGUCGACAUUCCCAAGAAACUUGUCCCAAAGGACAAUACUUCUGAAAAACAAAUGGAAGAAAUCAUCAUCAAGCAGCGCAUUGAGCUAGAAUAG